UGAAAUUCAAUCCCCACUAAUGGAGGGAUGACUCUUCUUCCUCCAUUUCCGUCCAUGUUCAUCCCUCGUUUAUACGCCGUCGUAUUUUUAUUUAGGGUUUAAGCCUUUUUUAGAACCCCUCUCUCUCUCUCUCUAAAUCAUGAAAUGAUGGGUAUACCUACUACUACCACCACCUUUAUAUAUUUUCUUCUUCCCGAACCGAUCCACAGGCUGCAGGGAGGCAGAUUCCAUUCCAUUACCCAGAAACCUUGAUCUUCUUUUGCAAUUCAUAGAUCGGUCCGAUCUAGUCUUGAUAUAACACCCCCUUCUCUAUACUUGAACCCCCGCCCACCCAAAAAAGGAAAGGGAUCUAUCUCUGUCCCCAUCUUUAUGCCAUAGGAGAAGAGUGCCUCCCCCCUGGUAUAUCCUGCGCAUUGUUCUUCUUUUCAAGUGCUUUUUCUUUUCUCUUCAGUUCUUGGAUUUUGGAGAAUAUGGUGGUGGGCAUGGCUCAGCUUCAGCUUCGUUACUCUGCUUCUUCUAUUCCCAGGCAAUACCAAUACAGCCGCAACGUCUCCGAUGAUCAUCGCUUUGGUGCUACUUCUAUUUCUUUUCCCUUUUCUUCUUCGUCAUCUCAAAACUGCUCCCUUCAUCCGAUCCACCACAAGCUCUCCAAACCCUACAUCUUGGGUGGGAAAUCCGAGCUUCCCUUCGCCGGAGGCGGCGAUCGCAACAAUGGGAUCGGGCACGGCGGUGGCGGCGGAGAUAAUGGAGGCUUCAGUGGAGAUGGGAAUGAUUUCGGAGAUUCAUCAUCGUCUUCUGGGGCUGGUUUUGGGAUUCUGGGUCUUUUUCUAAACGGAUGGAGAUCCAGGGUUGCGGCUGAUCCCCAGUUCCCUUUCAAGGUUCUCAUGGAGGAAUUGGUGGGAGUCUCCGCUUGUGUUCUCGGGGACAUGGCAUCCCGUCCCAACUUCGGACUCAACGAGCUUGACUUUGUUUUCUCCACGCUCGUUGUCGGAUCCAUAUUGAACUUCACUCUUAUGUAUCUUUUGGCACCAACCCUGUCUGCAUCGUCCCCUAAUCUCCCUUCCAUCUUUGCCGGUUGUCCCACGAGCCAUAUGUUUGAACCGGGUGCCUAUACCGUUUUCAAUCGGUUUGGGACUUUUGUGUACAAAGGUGUAGUCUUUGCUGCGGUUGGGUUCGCCGCGGGGCUUGUGGGGACUGUCCUCUCAAACGGGUUGAUCAGUCUAAGGAAGAAGAUGGACCCCAAUUUCGAGACCCCAAACAAGGCUCCUCCGACGCUUUUAAAUUCCCUCACUUGGGCCGCUCACAUGGGUAUUAGUAGUAACUUCAGGUACCAAACUUUGAAUGGUAUCGAGUUUGUGCUGGCUAAGGGGCUGCCUCCUUUGGCGUUCAAGUCCUCGGUGGUGGUUCUCAGAUGCUUGAAUAAUGUUCUUGGAGGUAUGUCAUUUGUGAUUCUGGCCAGGAUGACGGGGUCACAGAGCGUUGAGGAAGCAAAGCCCGUUGCAGGAGAGGUUGGAUCCGUCCCAGAGAAGGAGAAGUUGAUUGAUGGGGCUGAGCAUAUCCAGAGCAAUCCGUCGACUUGCAAGUGAUGUAUUCCAAUUGGGUUCAUCUUCAUUUCAGCUUUUUUGGCUCUUUUUUUAGUAGGCAUGUUUUUAGAAUUUUCCGAUCAUUUUGCAUAUGUUCCUUACUUUGGCUUUGCUUUGAGGGCUCAUUCCGAUCAUGAUAAUAAUUUUGUGGGUAAUAAGAACUUCAAUCUUAUUUCUA
Messenger RNA from Juglans microcarpa x Juglans regia, 1761 nucleotides. RefSeq names its product protein RETICULATA-RELATED 3, chloroplastic-like. The record is from RefSeq and is a predicted model, not a curated record. Lineage: Eukaryota; Viridiplantae; Streptophyta; Magnoliopsida; Fagales; Juglandaceae. The transcript has a single exon. The coding region runs from base 471 to 1586 and encodes 371 amino acids.